Molecule: messenger RNA, 3525 nt
Organism: Alternaria ventricosa
Lineage: Eukaryota; Fungi; Ascomycota; Dothideomycetes; Pleosporales; Pleosporaceae
Exons: 3
Coding region: 1-3525 (1174 amino acids)
Source: RefSeq, a predicted model, not a curated record
AUGGCUGCCCGCACAAAGGCACCCACUGUAGGGUCCGCUGGAUGGAUCCUCGAGGAGCGCCAUCAAUCCAACACGCUUGUAUCCCAAGAAUUGGAGGAUUUUGGCUUCUCUGUGCGCAACGAGCUGGAAUGGCUCAACGAGCACAUGUUCGACAUUUUGGCCAGCGACAGACCACACAACCUCGAUGUCUUCAAGACACCCGGCAAAUUACGCGGCAAGACGCCUCGCACCGCGCGAAAGAAGGCGGUGGAUCGCCAGCCUCUUGCCAGCAUCAAGUCUGCGAACGCGCAGAAACGCAACAGCGCCGCCGAAGAGAGUCUACGAAACGUCAAGGCUAGAUUCCAGAUCGCCGAAGACGCAGAGAACACGGUUCGCCAAUCGCCUACCGUUACCCGCACGCCCAUCGCGCGACAGCUGUUUACUAAGCCCGAGAGCGCCGGCAAGGAGAACGUCGACACUAGCUUCCAAGCAAAUGUAUUCGAUAAGCGCCCAGCACAGCCUCUUGCACCAGCAUGGAACCCUGUCCAGUCCUCGCAAGAGACGGUAAUGACUUCAGAAGCCAGCGAGGUCUUCUCACCGCCACAGAGCUUCUCAACACAACCCACACAGCCCACUCAAUCCUUCCGUCAUUCGAUACACGAAAAAGAAGAAGACCGCGACACUGGCGAUUCUUUCGUCUCCGCGAAUGAGGCUUUCGCGAGCAAGAAUGCCUCGCGGGAAGCUUCGCGCGCAAAAGACGCGGACGCGGAUGCGAUGGAAGUGGAUGACGAAUACAAGGCUGACCGCUCGCGAUCUGACGCCGAUGGUACCAUGAUUCACCAUGACCUUUCCGACGCAGAGGAUCACAGCAUGGAUGAUAUGGAGGACUUCCCAGAGCCACCACGCGUAGUUUCCGAACAGUACAGCAUCUCCGCCGAGACCCACGACGCGCUUGACACAGCGAACAACCGCGCUCUGGCGCCUGAGCCGAAGAACAUCUACGCGCCCGACCACUCGACCACGCCCUCAGGCCCGCCGCCUGCGUCCCCAGAACUUGAGCACAACGAUACCCUCAUCCAUCAUGAUAUCGAUGAUCAAAUGGACAUGGACGAUGAUGUGCGCUCUCCUUCAGACAACUCUAGCCCUGUAAAGCCGCUCGUUAGGAAAAGCAGUCUUACCUUUGCCUCCCUUCCCGCACGCGAGCCAUUGCUCCCGAAGAAGAGUAUGGGCAACCGAGUGUCGCGCAUUAGUCACAUCGACCAGAGCAAAGCCCGCAACAGCCACAUGGGAAGAUUCACAGGAGGAAAGAGUUUGGGAGGCUCGCAGCUCGCGCAUCCUGCGGAGAUACAACACGCCGAUGACUCAGAUGUGGACAUGGAACGCCCGGAGCUUCAGCGAGAGGAAUCGGAGACAACGAAGGUUCACAACAAGACCUCGACCCAGCGUCUGUUCGAGCGAAUCAACAUGCUCAAGCAGCAGAACGAAGCGCCGAAGCGCAUCAGCCAGAACAUCACUUCUGCGCAGUCGCAGCCUCAGGAACCCACACAAGCAAAGGAAGAGGUGGCACCUGUUCAGACUUCACAGCCAGCGUACCCGAGCCUCCCAGCACCCGAACCCGCACAAGAGGACGACGACGAUGACGACUGGAUCUCGCCGGUUCGGACAGCAGCAGUCGCACCCAAGGUCGCUAGGCCUGCUUUUAACAAGAGCCAUACUGCUGACGUCCAGACCUCUCCAGGUAGGCAUGUGCCGCCCAAGCUCACUUCAGUCUCAAAUCCGGAUCUCACAGCAGUUGCUGAAUCAACCACGCCGGUUGGCUCUCCGACUAGUAAGAAAUACAUGGAUGGCCCCCUCAGUGCUUCGAAAUCUAAACUGUAUUCAGCAUUCCGCGCAGCGAAAGAGAAGCUCAUCGGAUCGAGUGCUACCAGCGCUCAGGUGAAGAUGGAUGCACUCAAGGAGAGCCCUGCUAGGCCCAAGUUCCCCUCUUCAGAUCCAUCAGAAGAUGCCCUAAGCAGCCCCAAGCGCGCAGAGAGGCCGGCCACUAUCUUCACUCAUAUGCGCUCACCUUCCAAGGACUCUAUCAAGUCCGGUAAGAGUGCUACCAUGCCCGGUAGCCCACUAAAGGGAGACGGUCGACGGACUCGCAGCUCCACUGAACGCGAGAAGCAGAAGGAGAAGGACGCGAGAGAGAAGGAAAUGAGGGAGACCAAGCAACAACAGCGUGCUGAGGACAAGCUCAGGCAGAUGCGCGAGAAGGAACAAAGCAAGGCUGCUGCACAUGCCCAGAAGGCCAGAGCCAUGGGCGCAAAGACACCGACCGCGAUGUCGUCGCAAUCAAGUCUGAGGCAACCCACUGCAUCGGCUGCGAGUAAGACACCAGCACAGGCAGCACCGCAACAGCCCGUGUCUCGGCCUGGUAUCCCUCGAUCAAACACUGCUUCCUCCAGGGAGCAAGACGUGGACUCCGGCGACGAAAUGCCACCACCGCCACCUCCGAAGAGCCUGUUGCCUACCACUAAGACGACAAAGGCACCUCUUCGGGAGCCUAGGAAACUUGCCAAACCAUCAAGCAAGGAUGCUAUUACAAAGGCGAAGGCACCUCAGAAGAUUAUGGUCAAUCUCAAGAGCAGCCAGUACGGACAGGCACCUCCCCCUGCUGCUCGUCCGGCUCCGUCGUCUAGCAAACCUCUCCCAUCGGCUCCUCAGAACUUGGGAAAAUCUGUGGGACCUUCAUCAAGGCCUCCUACAGCCGCAGCAAACCGCCCAGCUUCAGCUUUGUCUACUAAGUCUGCACCCGGAACCAAGUCUGCAAGGCCGAUCUCUAAGCCUCCCGCGCCUCAAGCCGCCCGCCCGCAAUCUGUGGUUGAAAAGCCCAAGGCUUCGACGUCACAACCACCGCGCUCUGAUCUUGGAGCCGCCCGACCUAUAUCUCGCCUACAGACAGUUCAGGAUGCGAACCGCAUCAACAUUCCUCCUGUCAAUCCUGCAAAGCCCCCUCCCAAGCGACAGUUCCCAGGCGAAAGCGAUGAGACCCUCCAUCGCCCAGCGAAACGACCUUCACAACAGGCGAAGAACCUCAACCCAACUACACCAGCGCAUGCUCAGUUUGCGAAGGGCAAGAUUCCAUUCGCGGAGUCCGCAUACCAACCCCAAUCCCAGGCACCCACGAUACAGUACCCCAACGGAGAUGACAUCAAGCUGCCUGAGAUUAUGACCGACUCGGAAGACGAAGACUCUGAGAACGAGUUCGAGCAGCCCAGCUGGGUUAACACCCCCAACCUUCGCGAGAUGCUGAGCAAUCAACAGCUCAUGGAUCCCGAGCACAUCUUCGGUCCCAUUGCACCGCUGGAGAUGGAAAAGGUCUUCCCCAACAAGGAGCGCCACAAGCGUUUCCGCGAGCGCACCAGCAGCGCCUACUGGGCCAACGACGAAGUCACAGCCGAGGAGAAGCGCAAGGAGCGCGAGGCGAGAGAACGCCUCGUUCGCGAUGGCGGAUGGACAUACAACCCCUCGCCCCUUCCCAAACAAUCCGGCUCAUCCCGUUAA